Molecule: messenger RNA, 942 nt
Organism: Fraxinus pennsylvanica
Lineage: Eukaryota; Viridiplantae; Streptophyta; Magnoliopsida; Lamiales; Oleaceae
Source: the annotation of a GenBank genome assembly
AUGAUCAGUCUUUUCUCAAUCUGUCUGUUCUUCAUUCUAUUAAUUGCAGUAAGAUUUCUCUACAGUUUAUGGUGGAUUCCGUUUCGUGUGAAAAAUAUAUUGCAAUCGCAGGGACUUAAAGGCCCUGCUUACAAAUUCAUCUAUGGAAACACCAAGGAUAUUAUCGAGAUGAAGAAACAAGCCAGAAGCAGUCCCAUGGAUUUGUCAUCGCACGACAUAUUUCCCAGAAUCCAGCCUCACAUGUACACAUGGACGAAAUUAUAUGGUCAAAAUUUUAUUAUAUGGGAUGGUGCUAGACCUCAAAUUGUUGUUUCUGAACCUGAGCUGGUUAAAGAAAUCCUGAUCAAUAAAGAAGGUAAAUAUGGAAAAGUUAAACUCAGAGGUUAUUUGAAGAAGUUGUUAGGAGAAGGAAUAGUUGUAGCAGAAGGUGAAAAAUGGUCAAAGAUGCGGAAAUUGGCCAACCAUGCUUUCCAUGGAGAGAGUUUAAAGGAUAUGGUUCCAUCGAUGAUCGCAAGUGCGGACGCUAUGUUGGAGACAUGGAGAAAAUUUGAAGGCAAAGAGAUUGAUGUGUGCGAGCAAUUUAGGUUUCUGACCUCAGAUGUGAUAUCCAGGACAGCUUUUGGUAGCAGUUACUUGGAAGGGAGAAAAGUAUUUGAGACGCUAACAAAACUGUGUUAUAUAAUUUCCAGAAAUGCUCAUAAGAUUCGAUAUUUUGGCAUCGAAAAACUCAUUCGAUGGCAGAAUGACGUUGAAGCAAACGAAACUGAGCAAUUGCUCCACGAUUCGAUCAUGGCAAUAGUGAAGAUGAGAGAAGACGAAGUAAAGACAGGUCGAGCAGAUAGCUUUGGAACUGAUUUCCUUGGAUCACUCCUAAAAGUUCAUCAUGACAUGGAUAAGAAAAACAGAAUAUCAACUGAAAACUGUGACCAUGAUUAUUUAUGA